GUUAUGACGGUAACACGCGGAAACUGUUUACGUUAGCGGCUAGUGGUUGUCGAUAAUUUAGCCACGGUUUGUCCGUUUUAGCGUUAUUAACAGGUUAUUAAUCGACAAUUAGCGGGUGUUUUAUGGUUAGUAUUGCUGCUCAGAAUGGGGAAAGCGGAUUUUCUCUCCCCAAAGGCGAUAGGCAACCGGAUAAAAUCCAAAGGUCUCCAAAAGUUGAGAUGGUAUUGCCAGAUGUGUCAGAAACAAUGCCGAGAUGAGAAUGGCUUCAAAUGCCACUGCAUGUCCGAGUCCCACCAGAGGCAGCUUCUGCUGGCCUCAGAAGACCCAAACAAAUUCAUGGACUACUUCUCCGAUGAGUUCAAAAACGAAUUCCUGGAGCUGUUAAGGAGACGUUUUGGGACCAAGCGAGUGCACAACAACAUCAUCUACAAUGAAUACAUCAACGACAGAGAGCACGUUCACAUGAACUCCACACAGUGGGAGACUCUCACUGACUUCACCAAGUGGGUGGGCAGAGAAGGUUUCUGCAAGGUGGACGAGACUCCCAAAGGCUGGUACAUCCAGUACAUCGACCGCGACCCGGAGACCAUCCGCCGACAAGAGGAGCAGGCGAGGAAGAAAAAGCAGGACCUGGACGACGAAGAGAGGAGCGCCAAGUUCAUCGAGGAGCAGGUCCGCAGAGGCCGGGGCGACAAGGAGGAAGAGGAAACCCCAGUUUUCACAGAGCUGAAACGUGAGAGUGAAGAAGAAAAAGUUGCUUUCAACCUGGGCGCUUCCUCAUCUGUAGCCGGUCCUUCUAAAUCAAGUUCUGCUCUGGGUGCGAGUGCCCUCAAAGCAGCCGCAUCAUCGUCAGCCAAGAGAAAAGACACGAGUGCAGACACCAGAGGGGAGAAGAAGAAGAAAUCUGCUCUGGAGGAGAUUAUGGAGAUGGAGGAGAAGAAGAAGAAGAAGCAGUCGGUCAGAUUGGAUUUCUGGCUGCAGCCAAACAUCGUGGUCAAAGUCGUCACAAAGAGACUUGGAGAGAAGUACCACAAGAAGAAGGCGAUCAUCAUGGAGGUACGAGAGAAAUAUGGAGCCGUUGUUAAGAUGAUCGACUCCGGAGACAAGCUGAAAUUGGACCAGAAUCACGUGGAGACGGUCAUACCUGCACCAGGUAAACAGGUUCUGAUCCUGAACGGGCCGCACAGAGAGAGGGAGGCUCUGCUGGAGGGGAUCGACGAGAAGAACUUCAGCGCCACGCUCACAAUCGCAACUGGUCUUCAGAAGGGGAAGACGGUGAGCGUCGCCUACGAGGAUUUCUCUAAACUGGCCUGAACCAACAACCUGUCUGCUCUAAACUCAGGGACUCUACUUAGUCAAAGUUAUUUCCCCAACAUACACCUGUAUAUACACACACACACACAUCAUCACAGAGAAACUCAGAGCAAUUUGUUUUUUAUUUUGUAUCGGGUGUUCAAGUUGAUCUUAGCAUUGCAAAUGUACAUUUUGUCUUAAUAAAUUGAACAAAAAGUGA
Molecule: messenger RNA, 1513 nt
Organism: Notothenia coriiceps (black rockcod)
Lineage: Eukaryota; Metazoa; Chordata; Actinopteri; Perciformes; Nototheniidae
Gene: kin
Product: Kin17 DNA and RNA binding protein
Exons: 12
Coding region: 145-1314 (389 amino acids)
Biological process (GO): DNA replication; DNA damage response
Cellular component (GO): nucleus
Molecular function (GO): double-stranded DNA binding
Source: RefSeq, a predicted model, not a curated record